AUAAUAGUUAAUAACCAACACUUGUUUUGUUUUACGACACAUACUGUCAGUUUUGUCCGAGCUUUUCCCCAGACAAAUGUUUGCUAAUGUUCGUUCCUGAUCGUCUACUAAUGUCUUUUAUGGUUCUGCAUCAUCAAACAUGGCGGCGUUCGUAACACGAGCACACCCGUGUUUGUCAUUAUAACCAAAAUGUCUUUAAAUAUGAUUAAUUAAGUAGUUUGUAACGAGUCGUUUUACAUCAUGCUACUAUCAAUUGCAAGUUUGUGCGCUCGAAAUGGGACAAGAGUAUCGGUCGGGGCUGCUAAGUUCCUCUCGCCAGCGGUCAACAAACUCGCGGCCCCGCGGUGUUCGUCUUCGCCACCCGCGGCCAUGGCGGUUCUCCCGCCGGCCUCACGGAAGCCACACGUCCGGUGGCAGGAGGAGCCCUCAGUUUCCGACGAAAAUGACAAGUUUGGGACUUAUUCCACGGACAUACCCGCCAGGAGGAUUUUCAAGAAAAGCAGCCCGGAAAUGUUUAACUUGCGGUACGUAGAAGACGAGGAGCGGAAGCCGCUGGAGAGCGUCGGGAGGAGAAAUACCACCUACUGGUACUUCCUACAAUGCAAGAAGCUGAUUAAAGCAGGAAAGCUGCAGGAGGCCUUGGAGAUGUUCAGCAGAGACAUGCUGCUGGCGGAGAGACUCCAGCCGGAGGAAUACAACUACAGCGUCCUCAUUGGAGGAUGCGGACGUGCUGGACAACUCAAGAAGGCCUUCAAGCUCUACAACGACAUGAAGAAACGUGGUCUGGAGGCGUCGGACGCCACCUACACGGCACUCUUCAACGCCUGCGCAGAGUCGCCCUACAAGAAGGCCGGCCUCCAGCAGGCGCUCAAUUUGGAGCAGGAGCUGCGCCGCAAGAACCACGCUUUGAGCACCAUCACGUACCACGCCCUACUCAAGACGCAUGCCGUAUGCAACCACCUGCAGGCCUGCCUGCACACGCUGAGGGAGAUGCUGCAGAACGGCCACUCCGUCACACAGGAGACCUUUCACUACUUGCUGAUGGGAUGCCUGAAGGACAAGGACUUGGGCUUCAGACUCGCUUUGCAGGUUUGGCGCCAGAUGCUCAAGUCCGGGAUCGUUCCCGACUCCAACAACUACACCCUGCUCUUGAGGACCGCCAGAGAUUGCGGGAUGGGCGACGCCGCGCUGGCCUCCAGCAUCCUGCUUGGACCACAUGUGCAAGGACAAAAGUCCGGUAAAGCUCAGGUUGAUGUGGACCUCCUGGAGCGGGAGCUGUUUGUCCCGGCUGAUGCCCAAGGCGGCGGCGAGCAUUCCCACCAGACACAGAACUCUUUGGUGCCGUCCAGGCCCGACGAAACCGGGCUGAUGCCGGUUGGCUCCGCCCCUAACCUGCUGGACCUCCUGGAGGGGACGGGGUACGGCUCCAUCUCCUUCGGCAGCGUGGACGGACCCGCCGAUAGACUCGCUCUGCUCGGCGGAGGCGAAGGUUUCCUGGACAAGAUGGCGGCAAACGGGCUCAAACCGAACAUUCGGACAUUGACACUGCUGGCGGACACCAUGGAGCCCGGCGUCAGGUCUUUGGAGGCACUCUUAAAGGUCGCCAAGCGGCAUCACGUCAAGCCGGACGCCGCCUUUUACAACUCGGCCAUUCGUAGGGCCGCCAGAGCUGCAGACCUGGAAGGAGCUAAGGCCGUGUUGGCUGUGAUGCAGCAGCGCAACGUGAGCGUGGACGUGCAGACGUUCGGAAGCCUCGCCCUGGCCUGCCGUCGACAGAAAGACGGUCUUCAGCUGCUCCAAGACAUGAAGGAGGCAGGAUUAAGGCCCAACGUCCACGUGUUUUCCGCCCUGAUUGGCCAGGCGAGUCGUCGGCUGGAUUACAUUUACCUCAAAACGCUGCUGAAAUGCAUGCGUACCCUGGAGGUGUGGCCUAACGAGGUCAUUAUCAAACAGCUGGAAUUUGCCGCACAGUACCCUCCCAACUACGACCAGUACAAGUCCCGCAACAACUACCUGGUGCAGAUCGACGGUUUCCGUGGUUACUACCAGCACUGGCUGCGGGUCAUGCCGGCCCAGAGCGACAAGGACGACGGGGCGCAGCUCCUGCCCGGAUCCAACCCAGCGGAGGACCAAGCGGGUGGACUCGACGAGGCCUCAAAAACCAAAAGAGCGGUGAAGAGUAGACAAAAUUAGCAGCACGGAAACAUACACGAUACGUGAAUAUGUAUUCUUUUUUCAACAGUCAACUGAUACUGUCAAAUGAAAGAUUUCAUUACCAUUUGUAAUGAAUAAUAUUCAACUUUUGUGUAAGCCAGGAACUGAUCAAGGUCCUUUAUGAGAUAAAAAGUCAGUUAUGAGAUAAAAAGUCAGUUAUGAGAUAAAAAGUCACAAUUAUGAGAUAAAAAGGCAAAAUUAUGAGAUAAAAAGUCACAAUUAUGAGAUAAAAAGUCACAAUUAUGAGAUAAAAGUCACAAUUGUGAGAUAAAAAGUCACAAUUGUGAGAUAAAAAGUCACAAUUAUGAGAUAAAAAGGCAAAAUUAUGAGAUAAAAAGGCAAAAUUAUGAGAUAAGUCACAAUUAUGAGAUAAAAAGUCACAAUUAUGAGAUAAAAAGUCACAAUUAUGAGAUAAAAAGUCACAAUUAUGAGAUUAAAAAGUCAAAAUUGUGAGAUAGAAACUCACAAUUAUGAGAUAAAAGUCACAAUGAUGAGAUAAAAAGUCAAAAUUAUGAGGGUAAAGUCAUAAUUAUGAGCUAAAAAGUCUAAAUUAUGAGCUAAAAAGUCACAAAAUUAAUUAGUUAAAAAGUCAGUUAUGUAGUAAAAAGUCACAAUUAUGAGAUAAAAAGUCACAAUUAUGAGAUAAAAAGUCACAAUUAUGAGAUAAAAAGGCAAAAUUAUGAGAUAAAGUCACAAUUACGAGAUAAAAAGUCACAAUUACGAGAUAAAAAGUCACAAUUAUGAGAAAAGUCAAAAUUGUGAGAUAAAAAGUCAAAAUUGUGAGGUGAAGUCAUAAUUAUGAGCUAAAAAGUCUAAAUUAUGAUACAAAAAGUUAAAAUUAACAAACGGAAUUAUGAGAUAAAAUUGAUAUUAUGAGUUAAAGUGGAAAUUAUGAGAUUAAUAAUCACAAUUAUGAGAUAAAAAGUCACAAUUAGGACAUAAUUCAGAAUUAUGAGAUAAAGUUACAAUUAUGAGAUAAAGUCAAAAUUAUGAGAUAAAAGUUAAAAUUAACAUAAAAGGCGGAAUUAUGAGAUGAAGUCAAAAUUAAGAGUUAAAAUCGAAAUUAGAUACGGUAAGUCAUAAUAAAGAGAGAAACUCAAAAUUAUGAGUUUAGAGAGUUGAAAUGAUGAGAUAAAGAGUCAAAAUUAAGAGAUAAAAAGUCAUACUUAUUAGAUAAAAAGUUGAAAUGAAAAGAUAUGAAAGUCGACAUUGUGAGAUAAAAACUCGAAAUGAUGAGAUAAAAUGGUGAAAUAAUGAGUUAAAGUUAAAACUAUGAGCUACAAAGUCGAAAUUAUGAGCUAAAAAAAAUCUAAAAUAUGAGAUACAAAGUCAUGAUUAUUAUAAUUUUUAUCUCCAAGUUUUGACUUUUUAAUCUCAUAUAUUGACGUUCUCAUAAUCAUGAUUUACCAUUGGGGUAUUAAUUUAUUUUUUUAGUGGCGGAAACGGGCUUCCAUUUUAUAUAGUGUUUAAAUUAGGGGUGUCCCUCUUUCACUUUGAUACCGAUGUUGAAGCCUUCAGUAUUGGCCAAUACCGUUAUUGACCCAAUACGAUAUCAGCACAAAUCAUACAUAUUUUUAUUGCUUUGGAGUGUGAAAUAUUAAAACAGGUUUGAUCAAGUAAAAGUAGUCCGCAAUGGCAGUCAGAAAAAACACAACCUAUUUAUUAUUUACUGUCUGAAAUGGACUUAUACUGUCUUUAAACUGAAGUGGAGUGGUAAUUGUUUUGUUUUUUUGCCACAACUAGUGACCACAAUAAUUCAUUACAUUAAGCCCUCGACGCAGUAAGUUGAAUGAUGUGGACACGUUUGUUACUAGAUACUUUCUAACAGGCUUCUGCUUUGGGGACUUUGUAUAUGUACCGGUAAGUAAAAUGCGAAUAUAAUAAUUUGAUACUUGUUUAUGUUAACAAAUGUUUCACACUGUAUGUCUAGCUUGUGUGCUACUGUGUGCUUAGCUGUUGUGUGGCUGCAAGACUACCAUGUUUACCUUUUGCACAUGACUUCACUUAAAUAAAAGAAAAGACCAUUUUAUAUUGAA
Nerophis lumbriciformis (worm pipefish) is the source of this 4250-nucleotide messenger RNA. RefSeq names its product pentatricopeptide repeat domain 1 (gene ptcd1). NCBI's taxonomy places the organism in Eukaryota, Metazoa, Chordata, Actinopteri, Syngnathiformes, Syngnathidae. Gene Ontology annotation, cellular component: mitochondrial matrix. Gene Ontology annotation, biological process: tRNA 3'-end processing. Gene Ontology annotation, molecular function: protein binding; tRNA binding. The record is from RefSeq and is a predicted model, not a curated record.